Molecule: messenger RNA, 8260 nt
Organism: Alosa sapidissima (American shad)
Lineage: Eukaryota; Metazoa; Chordata; Actinopteri; Clupeiformes; Clupeidae
Gene: cep170ba
Product: centrosomal protein 170Ba
Exons: 19
Coding region: 279-5402 (1707 amino acids)
Molecular function (GO): protein binding
Source: RefSeq, a predicted model, not a curated record
AUUGUAAUCCAGAGGCGCUGUUGGUGGCUCCGCUCCACUUUGGAAGUCAAAGCCAGUUUAACAGAGGGUGUGUUCUGCAUCCACCUGGACAAGCGACGUUUGGAUUUCCUUUUUCUCGUUGUUUGUCAAACAAAUGCGUAACUUUUAUACAAGACAAGGAAAGAGAUACACAGCGUUACAAGGCAAAACUUAUCAGAUUGCUGGGAUCAAAACUGGCUGUCACUUUCAGCGAAAGGAAUCUGGAUUCAAGGAUGUUGCUGGAGCUCUGAACAGCAAAGAUGAGUGUGACAUCAUGGUUCCUGGUGAGCAGCUCAGGGACACGACACCGGUUACCGCGGGAGAUGAUCUUCGUGGGCCGGGAUGACUGCGAGCUCAUGCUGCAGUCCCGCAGUGUGGACAAACAGCACGCUGUCAUUAACUAUGACCCUGCCACGGAUGAGCACCUGGUGAAGGACCUGGGAAGCCUUAAUGGGACGUUUGUCAACGACCUCCGAAUCCCAGACCAAACCUACAUCACGCUCAAGCUCUCCGACAUCAUCCGAUUUGGAUAUGAUGCUCACGUGUACAUCCUGGAGAGGAGCCAGCACAAGGUACCAGAGGAGGCUCUCAAGCAUGAGAAGUACACCAGCCAGCUGCAGAUCGGUGUAAAGACGUCAGAGUCCAAGAGACGGGAGCACGCGGAGGAGAAGAGCAGAGCCACGGUGUCUCCCAGCUCUAAGCAGGACAAGAGUGACCGCAAGGCCACACCAGAUGCCCCUGUGUCCAGACCCACUCCUCUGUAUGGGCAGCCUUCGUGGUGGGGAGAUGAUGACGAGGAGCACCUGGACCAGUCCGGUAAAGCCGACUCCAAGGAGCCGGGGGUCAAUGGCUGCCACGGCGACGACCCGUCCAAGCCUGUCUACUCGUACCGACGGGAGCCCAGCUACUUCGAGAUCCCCACUAAGGAGAUCCAGCAGCCGGCCGGCCGACCCAAGACGUCCGAGCCGCCGCAGCCACUGCAGCUCCAGGAAAUCCCCACCAAGGACACGGACGCCCAGGUCCCGAGCCUGCCGAUCCCCAUCCCGGCGACGCAACCUGAGACGCCUCCCGUGGUGCAGAGCCACGCGUCCUUCACCAUCGAGUUUGACGACUGCGAGCCGGGCAAGAUCAUGAUCAAGGACCACGUGACCAAGUUCUCCUUUCGGCAGCGCCGGCGAGAGUCGGGCGGUGGAGGGGAGCCGGCAGCAUCAGCCGCCGCCACGCCCCUGGAGGAGAUGUCGGCAGAGAGCAAGGUCGCUGAUUGGCUGGUACAAAGCGACGUCGGCAUGAUGAGGAGGAAGUCGCGCACAGAUGAUCUGUACAGCACCAAGAGUGACCUGCCCAUUAACAACAAGACACUCAACGAUCACCAGCAUGAAGAUGGGACUCAGAGUGAUUCUGAGGAUCCUGUUCUAAAGGAGAAACAACGUCUGCACUCUCAGUCACCAGCCUCUACCCAGAGGUCUCCACAACCCCGGCAGCACUCACCCUCUGACCUCUCCACCGCACACUCUUUCACCCCUCCUUCUAUCGAGCCCCCGCUCACCUCCUCCACCCCCGCUCUGUCCUCACCGCCCCAGAGCCAAGCCCGGGGCGACCCCCAGCAGGCCUUCGUCAUCGAGUUCUUUGACGACAGCAACGCGCGCAAGAAGCGCUCGCAUUCCUUCAGCAACAACAUGGGCCCAGGCGAGGCCAACGUUGUGCUGAAGAGCCGCCUGGAGAAGAGAAAGAGCGCCGCCCUGUUGGGUGAGAGAGGCACUGCAGCGCAGGGCUCCACUCUGCCAACGCAGCAGUUCACCGUCCCGCUCAAGGGCUCGUCGUCUUCAGGGGGCUUCUACAGGGCCGGCUCCCUGCGGCGGGAGAAGACGGACGUGCGUCUCGGCUCCUCCUCCAACUUCUCCUCGCGCUCGGCCUCGUCGCGGCCCUUUGGCAGUGUGGGCCGACGCUCCAAGCUGGCGCAGGACUUUGCCAACGAGUUCCUCCGCCAGUCCCGUCCUCCGUCAGCCACCGCUGCCCCUGCCCCUUCUUCAUCCUCCUCCUCCUCCUCACCCUCAGCAUCCACCGCCACCUCCGCUGCCUCCACACAAGCCCCGCUCCAGCGGAGCACACCAGCCUCCCGCCCCAGCCACCACUCCUCAGGCCCCAAGCAGUCCUCUGUGCCUAUGAAAGGGCCCCUGAUGUCCCUGAAGGGGUCGGACCCAGACCCCAAGGCCCCCAGAGCCUUCAGGAACGAGGAGGAGGACAGCCUCAGUGACGCUGGUACCUACACCAUAGAGGGCGACAUCCAGGACAAGGAGGUCGAGGAAGCCCGUAACAGGAUCGAUAAGGUGUUUGGUGUUGUGGAGAGUCCUGACUCCAGCACCCAGCCCAGCCCCGAGGCCUUUAGGCCCGAGCUCUCGGGCAGGAGACGCAGCAGCAGGGAGGCCCAGUCUAGCAGCCUCUCUCAUAGUGAGGGUAGUUCUUCUGCCCCUGCCCAGGGCAAUUACUCAGCAGGCUUUAGCCAGUCGCAGAGCCAGUCAGAGUCCUCCGGGGGACCCAGGUGGGUGUCCAGGUGGGCCAGUCUGGCUGACAGCUACUCCGACUCCAACCCAGUGACGGGCCUCUUCGACAUCCCGACUCAGAUGGACCUUUCAAGCUCUGGUGGAGCGCGGAUCAUCCACCAGGCCAUGCUGAACAAGAGCUUUGAGCCCUCAGAGUCCGAGGGCACGCGCUCACGCCGCGUCCUUCCUCAGGUGCCGUCGCAGGAGAAGGCAGAGGCCAGCCCGCCCAGCAUCCACAUCCAGCCAGACCCCUACGGCACCUACGAUGUCAAAGGUCGGAGGUCAAAAAGCCCCCGUCAGAAGGAAGACGUCCAGCGCCUGCACGUGCAGGACGACCUGGACCCGGACAGCUUGAGCGACGCCAGCAAGUCAGACGACAGCUCCGUGGUCGAGCAGGGCAGGAGGUCCAGUUUAGGGAGGUCCGGUGGCAAGAGCUGGUCCCGGAACCGGACCGACACCUUGGACGUGUCCGCCAAGUCCACGUCCUACUGCGUGAGCUCCGAGGACAGCCUUUCCAAGCCCGAGUGGGACCAGGACGAGCGGCCCAAGUUCUCCAGCGCCACCAUGACCAGGCACAGGCCCACCAGUGCCACCGGCUCCACCACCUCUCCGCCCAACCAGGAUGGCCAGGACCGAGCCGGCAGCGCCAGCCGGAGCGAGGGUGGCACUUCCCCGUCGUUCUCCAGGCAGGAGAGCUACACCAAGAGCCAGGCCGGCGAUGAUGGUCAGCAGAAGCGACUGCCCAACAUCUCCAACAGCCAGGACUUCUCAAAGGACCGCAGCGCCUCUGCUGGCAUUGGCACCCAGGACACUCACUCGUACCUGAAGCAGACCGAGGAUGUCCUUGCUGCCCUGGAAGCCAAGCUGCAGGUUCAGAGCUAUGGUCAGUCGCUGCCCGCUAGCGCCUCAGCUGGUGUAGAGGACUCGCUAUCCGGAGAGUCGGACGUGGACACGUCCAGCACAGUUAGCCAGCGGAGCAGCAAGAACUCCAGAGAGUCGGUCUCCGGGACCGGAAAGAAGUCCUCUUCCUCUACAGCCACAGGUAGUGUCCACAAGACCAGGUCAUCUGUCAAUCUGAUGGACCAGGACGGCAGCCGACCGAGCCCGGCCCGCACUCGUCUCUACGAGAAGCGGCAGGUGAGUACGGCUGACUCCUUGUCUUCCUCUGGUCGUCCCCGGACCAGCCUGCGGCAAAGCGUCAGCAAACACGGCUCCAUGGACUUCAGCGAGGACAACCUGCUCUCUGGCUGCGUGGGAGUGGGCACGCGACACUGGUCCGACUCCAUGACCUCUGACCAGGAGUCUGGCUCGCGGACGUCCUUCAUGCGCAAGAAGAGCGCGGCCCCCUUCCAGAGGGAGGAGCCCACCAAGACGAGCCGGACCGGAGGAGGCGGUGCUGUUGCCCAGGCUCUGGGCCGCUCCAACUCCCUGUCCGCGCCCCGGCCCACUCGGGCCUCCAUGCUCCGCCGGGCCCGCCUCGGAGACGCCUCCGACAACGAGGGCCCCGAGACGGAGCGCACCUGGCAGAGCGCCAACGAGUCCGGAGUGCCGGUGGGCACGCGCGCGCCGCCCCAGGAGGUCAAGCAGCAGCAGCGGCCGCUCUCACGGCUGGACCUCCUGGCUCUGCCACGCAAGCGCACCAGCUCCUUCACCACGCCCAGCGACACCGAGGCCUCGGCCCCCCCGCGCACCGGCUUCUCCAACCGCAGCUCCGAGUCCACCACGUCCGUGCGCAAGGCCUCCGUGGCCGCCGACCCCAAGAGCGUGGCCAGGAAGGCCGCCGUGCAAGCGGCCCACAAGCCCAUCAUCCGCGGACGCUCCAGCAGCGCCAAGUACGCCAGCAGCACAGCCAGCUCCCGGAGGCGCCAGAAGGGCUCCGACUACACCUCCACGUCUGAGGAGGAGUACGACUCCAACCACAGCACGCCUAAACACAAACGCUCCCACCACACCUCAGGGUCGUCAGCCUCGGGGACGCCCCGCGGUCAGACCCCCGUGCUGGCCCGCGCCGGCCUGCGUGUGCGCAGCCGGGAAUCGGGGGAGGAGAGCCACGGAGAGGGAGACGCCUUCCAGAACUGGAGCUCGCACAGCGCAGAGAUCGCCAGGCUUAGUCAGGACCUGGCGAAGGAUCUUGCCAUCUUGGCGCGGGAAAUCCAUGACGUGGCAGGAGAUGCAACGGAACAGCCGCAGGCGGACGCAGCCGGACCGAUCUCCACCGUGCCAGUGCGAGAGGAGCUACGGCAUAACAUUCCAGAGCCCAGCUUGAACUUCCAGAAGAGUCAGUCUGCCUCAGGCUUGGCCAGACACCCCGAUCAGGUCCUCUACAGCCAAGAGAUGACCUCCAAACAUCGGGGCAGAGCCCAAGAUGAGGUGGCUGGAGAAAAUCUGCUGCUGAAUCCUGUGUCUCAGGUCUCUCUGGCUAUACGGGAAAACACUGAACAGCUGACCGAAAAACUCAAGGUCCUGUUUCAGAACAAAGCAGACGUUUGGGAGGAAAUUGAGGCAAUCAAUUCAGACAAUGAUAUUCCUACUCACAAAACAGGCAACAAGGAAAUUUCAGCUAUUCUAAAAGAGCUGAGAAGAGUGCAGAGACAACUGGAAGUCAUUAACAACAUCAUCGAGCCGGAUGGCAAGGCUGAGCUGAGCCGUGUGUCCUCCAGCAGCACGCCCUCUCUGAUGGGGCUGAGGGGGGACAGGCCGCUCCUCAGAGACAGGAGGCCCACCACCUCCCCACGGGCCAGCGGAGCAGGAGCAGGUGGAGGUGGUGGUGGUGGGCCCCCACCUGCCAGACCUGGCAGCAGGAAGUCCGGGGCCGCCUCAGACGGAGAGAGCUUUGUGGUGUGAGGAGAAGGAGGAGGAGGAGGAGGACACUGGAGGUCUCCUCGCCAUGCACUCUCACUGGGACUGCUGCUGCACUGAUGGGAGAGAGAGAGAACGAGUGAGUGAAUGAAACAGUGAGAGUGAGAGAGAGUGAAUGAGUGAGAGAGUGAGAGAUGAGAGAAGUUAGUGCACUGACAGUAGUCGGGAGACAUAUUUGCACUUUGUCCAUGUUGUACCAGACCGACUGUUUUGCAGCACAAAAAGGAUUGUUUAGAGAGCCCACACUUGUUCUCUUCAUGUCAUUUGGCAUUUUAUUUUGUGUGUAUGGGGAGGGGUGUGUAUGUGUGUGUAACCAUGCCACAGUGGGGCACUUCGUAUUUGGUGACAUGGACGCUCCAGUGCCAUGAAGUACCUCAGAUGAAUUUGUCACUUUGACAUAUUGAAAUAUUUCACAGUUUACUUGACUUUUUUGUGUAUAUAUUUUUGUAGAGCUAUACAGGUCUUGAUCUGGGGUUAAUAAAUGGUUUCCUUGUUGGGUUGAAUCACGUGUAGGUGUAAUACCUACAAACAAAGUUAUUAGUGAAGUUUCUCUUUUAUUUUGCUUUGGAAGUCAGUGGAAGUGGAUGGCUUAAAGUUAUUCCGUUCCUCAGAAUAAAUGAAUUUGUCCCAAGUUAUUCUGUCCACAACACAGCAAUGGGAGCAUAUUAGUGAGACUAUAGACUCAUUCAUGUACUUACAUACAAUUUCUAUGUCUCUGAGAGCCAAAAGCUAUAUAUAAUUAUAUUGAGGAGAUGGGAGGCUCCUCCUCAGGACCAUAUUAGUGAGACUAUAGAAAUUGUAUGUAAGUACAUGAAUGAGUCUAUGUCUCUGAGAGCCAAAAGCUAUAUAUAAUUAUAUUGAGGAGAUGGGAGGCAGGUCAACAUGCACUUUGUCUGUUUGAAGUUGUAAAUGACUAAAGGAUGGUAUGUGCACUGAUGGUAUGUGCCUGUCAGGCUUCGUGUGCACCAGAACUAAGCAUCUAUGCGGAGAGGGUGGCUGUUGCUUGUGCUUGUGCUGGUGUGUUAUAAGGGGGUGGUUUGCUAUGGAGGGAAUGGGAUAGGGUGCUUUGGCCUAGUUUUUCUGAUUACUUGCCCAACCUUUGUGAUUGGCUAGUUUUGCUGAUGUGACCUUAUUUAGGGUGUGGAGGUGCACUGAGGCUUGGCCCACAGCAGUGUUCUCCACACACAGCCAAAGGGCUCCUCCUCAGGACCAAACUCUACUCACUACAGUAGUUUGGGAUCAGAGAGGUUCAGCAUUGGAUCUGCCUGGCUCUUGUAUUGGACUUCUUGUAUUGUUGAGACUUUGACCGGACCUUAAGAAGAAAUGGCCAGCACUCUCUUCACACUUCAGAAAUCCUUUCCAAUCAGAAUGAUCUUGAGAGCUGAGAAUCUGCAUUUAAAAUGUUUGAACACUACAGAUGAAGUCUGUGAAACAUGAGGCUCUGGGUGUCUCAGGUGCCUGUCAUGUACAAAUUGCUGCUGAUUUUUUUUAUGAUUGACAAUCGUUUGCGUGUAGCUGAUUAUUUAAUGAGUUAAUUACUUAAUAGGCUUGUCUACACCAAGCAGUAUGCACCAAUGGUGCUGUGUCAAUCUUCUCAGCUGUGUAAAUCAUGUGAAUGCUGUCAGUGCACACACACACACACACACAUACACGCACACUUGCUCUCUCACACACACACACACACACACACACACACACAAACAAAAAUAAAACACAUUUAGUUCUUGUGAUUAACUUAGUUUGUCUCAUUUUGUCAAGGCACAGGUAUGGUUUAGUAUAAAUGGCUGAAGCUUCAGACACAAGGGCUCCUGGGUGACUAUGGCCACCAGAGCUUCUCUGCUGUGGUGAGCCCAGUUGCCUUCAGAGGUGCUUUAUAUCUCUUCGACUGGGAGCUCCUGCAUCCUGCGGUACACCUGACCAUAGGGUCCAUGUCUGCACACCUGUGCUGUUUACAUGAAAAAUAUCAUAUGCGUCACUUGCACAGAGUUGUGUUCCUCUUGUGGUUUAUGCAGAUGCCAUGGUUACUGUAUUCCCAGACAGGCCCUGACUUCCUGCCUGCCUUGUUAUGGUGUUAACCACCACGGUCACAAUUGAGAAGUGAUUAUUUUAUUUCCAUUGUUAAAAAAGACACCAACUGACUGUACACAAGUCAUAGGCUAAAAUGUAUGACACACACACAAGGUCUUUGUAGACACACUAUUAAAGGUUAUCUGGCACUUCCUCAGAGUGUAUAUUUCAUUCCACAACUUUUUUAGUAGUGGAGGUUUUGGGUACAUAUCUGUUUCUAUGUUCAGACUGACACACUACACUGAUUUGCACUCUAUAUCUGCAUGAGAGCAGACGAGCAGGCGUGAGGCUCCAGUUGUUUGGGGAUAUUUUCAUCCUCAGACCAUUGGCAAGGUUUUGUUCUCCUCCUCCACCUCAAACAGAUUUUAAUAGAACACUGAUGUUGGUUUUUUCAAGCAAUUCUGGUGCUCAGACUGUGGUAAUUGGAUGGAAUUGCUUGGUUACAUCUUGGACCAAAUGAACUUCCCUUUAUAAAGCAGUUCAACUCUGAUAACAAAAUCCAAGCUUAAAGCUUUAAACUGCUCUCUUUCUCUCUCUCUCUCUCUCUCUCUCUCUCUCGCUCUCGCUCUCUCUCUCACUCUCUAAAGUUAACUGUAUGAAAUCAUGUCAUUUAUACAGAAUGUAUCAAUCGCUGAAUGUCAAAUUUGCCUACCAGAUGUAAAGAAAUAAGUUAUCGAUGUCAUGAAAAAAGUAAAAUUUUGUAAUGAAAAUAUAUAUAAUUUUGUGCAUAAAUGUAAUUCAGAGGUGUAUGAUUUUUCUGUUUGUAAUAAAUUGAU